Molecule: messenger RNA, 3113 nt
Organism: Portunus trituberculatus (swimming crab)
Lineage: Eukaryota; Metazoa; Arthropoda; Malacostraca; Decapoda; Portunidae
Gene: Nmnat
Product: nicotinamide/nicotinic acid mononucleotide adenylyltransferase 1-like
Exons: 9
Coding region: 268-1206 (312 amino acids)
Biological process (GO): NAD+ biosynthetic process
Molecular function (GO): nicotinate-nucleotide adenylyltransferase activity; nicotinamide-nucleotide adenylyltransferase activity
Source: RefSeq, a predicted model, not a curated record
CUGAUGAGUGAGAGAGGGAGAGGGAGAGAGAGAGAGUGAGAGAGAGGCGGCUGGUGACGUCACACUCCCUGCCAGGUUACCGCAGGUCACUCAGGGAAGCUGGGUCACGCGAGGCCGUCAGGAGGUGGUCAGGUCACGCCCCCUAGCUGGUCAAGACUCCCAGAUGACCUCCACCAGCGACCUGACCCCGAAGUGACCUCCCCGCCCCGCCCCUCCCCGUUCCUGCCCCGCCCCGCCCCGUGACCCGCUGACCCCGUGACCCCAGAGAUGACGGGGUCGCAGAGGGUGGUGCUGCUGGCGUGUGGCUCCUUCAACCCACCCACCAACAUGCACCUCAGGAUGUUUGAGAUAGCAAGAGAUUUCCUCCACCGCACCACAAACUACCAUGUGGUGGCUGGCCUCAUGUCACCCGUGCAUGACAAGUAUGGCAAGGAGGGGCUGGUGAAUGCAACAGACAGAGUUCAGAUGCUACGUUUGGCCCUCAAUUCCUCAGCCUGGGUGCAUGUCAGUGAGUGGGAGACACACCAGGACGACUGGACACCCACUCGGGAAGUCUUGCAGUACCAUCAGAGCCUGAUCGAGAGUACCCUAAAGGCCCUGACAAGGCACCCUACACGUCGAGGAAGGGAGCUGAUAGACUCAAUGGUGAAUGGCAACGUGGACCCGACAGUGAAGAGACAGAGGGUGGACGGCAGCACGGCCUGGCUCACGCAUCUCUCUGGCUCCACCGACACAGUCACCAUCAAGCUGCUCUGUGGCGCCGACCUCCUAGAGUCCUUCGCCCGGCCUGGUCUGUGGAAAGAUGAGGAUAUUGAGGCGCUGGUGGGCAAGUUUGGCUUGGUGGUCAUCACUAGGGAGGGGAGCAACCCUUACAAGUUCAUCUAUGAGUCGGAUGUCCUUACCAGGCACCAGCGCAACAUCCACAUCGUGACGGAGUGGAUUACAAACGAGAUCAGCUCCACCAAGGUGCGGAGGGCCCUGCGGCGCGGCGACAGCGUCAAGUAUUUAGUGCAAGACUCUGUUAUAGACUACAUCUACAAGAACGCUCUCUUUGACACCCAUAAUAAACUCAUUAGUAAAAUAGAUAAAAAAAAAAACAUUGACAAGCGAGACGCCUGCAUGUCCUCGGUAAAGAACUUGUGGGACCGUGUGGGCUGUGUGAGGCCGCAGGAACCGGCACCAGAGUACAUGCCUGUGGUGGUGUGAACAUGGACGCAGUAAACAUAGACACCGCCACUGUAACCACCACCACCCUGCAGCCCUCGCCCACCCCACCUCCCUCCACACUCGUCACCUGAAGGAUGGAGUGUGUUGGGUCAUCUUGGGUCACGUUGGGUCAUGUUGGGUCGUAUUAAAUCGUCUUUGUCACCUCAUAAUGCUCGUCUUGUCAGCACCGCCACGCUAGCUUUCUGAAUGGAGACAGGAUGAUUGGCUGGUUGACUGGCUGACUGGUUCGUAUUUUGCCCGAUUGUCAGGCUUGUUGACUGGCUGGCUGGCUGUUGGCUAGCUGCUUUGGGGUGCCGUUUUGGUGAAGCGAGUCAAGGUUCGUUGGGUUUUUGAAGCAGAAAUUGGUGAGAAGCGAUCUAGAAGAGAAGUGUUUUUGUAAGUUGGUGAGUAAAGUAAGUUGGGUUUUCGAAGUGAGAAUUGGUGAGAGAAGUUACAUACUGAUUUUGCUAGUAAAGAACGUGGGCUUUAAAGUGUUUUGUGACUAAGUAAGGAAAAAUAGGUUGUAAUUUCGUGUGGGAAUUGUGUUUCAUUGACUUGAUGAACAAUUUACUUUUUUUCCCUUUUUCGUGUGUGAGAAUUCGUGAGAAAAUGGUGCUUUUUUUUUUCAAGAGAACUGAUGCUUAGGAGUUUUUUUUUCCUUGACUUGGUAUCUUUAAGUUUUAACUGACUUGAUGACUAGUGAAAAAUUAUGAUUGGAACGUAUCAGCACGUUUCAUUCUCUGUAUUAGUAAAUGUUCGUUUGCUUGUGGAAAUAAUGAUUAGAAGGCUAUGUUUGGAUGGAAAAUUUGGUAGUUUGGCUUAGAUUGUUGAAAAAUACUAAAAUAUGUUUCAACAUGUUUUUAAUUUAGAGUAGAAAAUACUUGUUUGCUUGUGAAAUAAUGAUUAGAAUUUUAUUAGAGCUUUUGUUUUGCUUGAAAAAUGCAUCAUAUUGAUUUGACUUGAUGAAAAAUAGCGUGUUUGUGAAUGUCUUGCCUCUAAAUUAGGUAACAUCCCUUUUAUCGGCAAAAUAGUGAUCGGACUGUGGUCAGAGGUUUUGUUUGGAUUAGGAAAUAUUGCAGUUUGGCUUGGAUUCGUUAAAAAUAUAUAUAUAUUGGAAUGUGUUUGAACAUCCUUUGGGCUUUGGAUUAGAAAGGAUUAGCUUGUUUGGUGAAAUAAUGAUUAGGAAGGUGACUCAAGGCAUUGUUUGGAUGAGGAAAUAUUGUAGUUUGGCUUUGACUGGUGUAAAAUGAUGUUUGUGAGUUUUUUAAGGUUUUUCCCUUUGGAUUUGAAAACUGCUUACAUGGUGAAAUAAUUAUUUGAGAGUGAUUAGAACCUUCGUUUGUAUUAGGUAAAGUAAUUUGACUUGAUUGGUGAGGAAAAAUAUUGGAAUGUGUCUAAACACGUUUUACGCUCUCGAUUAAAAAGAUUAGCUUGUUUGGUGAAAUAGCAAUCGUAAAAGGAUUAGAUUCGUUUGGAUUUGGAUUUGUAGUUCUUUAAUUUGGAUUGGUGAUAAAAUAUUGGAAUGUGUCUGAACGUACUUUGUGCUUUGGAACGAAAAAAAGAAUGACGAGGUUAGUGAAAUAAUGUUUGGAAAGUGAUUCGAUGCUUCAUUUGACUCGCAUUGGAAAGUAUUGAUUGGUGACUGGAAGUUGUUAAGAUUAUUGAUGAUUGAAAAGAUGGUUAAGAGGUACUUGAUGAAGUAAUUAAUGAUUCUAGAUGGAUAAUUGGAUAGUCAUUGUUUUCAAGGCACUGAUUUGGUGACUAGCAGAUAUUAAGAAACCUGUUAGGAAUGAGAAAAAAGUUAUUGGUAAUUAGAUAGUUGACUGUAGAUGUUAACGAGGGAACUGACGAUUAGAGACUGGUAAUUGGACAGUCAAUGAUUAGAAAACACUGAUUUGUGAUGGGAA